GCUGGAAUAUUGCUGAGUGUGGCGUUAAACAAACAAACAAACACAUAUAUGAUUUUACAGGACCUGCUCUCAUCCCCGGAGCGCGACAAUAUCAGUACCAAUUAAAACAUUCGUCAUUUCAUCAACAUGCGUUAAGGAAUGAAUGCAUUCAUUAAACCCCCUGAUGUUGUGUACCACUCGUUUGAUUAAUAACCUAUACCGCUGACUGGGCAAACAUAAUGUAAUUGUGCAGCAUCCCGUGAGACGAUGACGCCACGACGAGACAGGUGUGGUGGAGGGUAGGACGUCAGUGAGGGAGGUGACAUGGAGGAGAGAGGGUGUCUCAGUGUUAUCAGUUUAAUUGUGUCUUGAGCCACAAGUUGCUAUUUUACUAAUACAGCUUCGAACAUGAUUGUCGUAGCUUUCUUGGUGGUCAUAAUCGCCAUAUUGUAUAGAAUGUCAAGGUCAAGGUCACGAAACCAUCACCGUUAUCUUCCCCCGGGUCCCAAGCCACGCCGCUUUACCGGGAACCUACGAGAUUUAAAACUUGAGAAAGUGCCCCUGGAGCUGGAAGAACUCGGGCGUCCUUACGAUGGUAUGUUUACGUUCUACGUGUUCUCACAUCCGGUUGUGGUCCUCCAUUCCUACAAACUCAUCAAGGAGAUGUUGGACUCUUCAGAAUACAGCACAGCGUUCAGCGGGAGAAUAAAAUGUUACGCGGGGAUGAACCUGGUUCCCGAGGACAUUGUGUUCCAGAACAAUACGGAGCGAUGGCGGCUGCUGCGGAAGAUAGCACACCGCGGGAUUAAGCAGUACGGUACCGGUCUAAUGAACGUGGAAAAGCAUGCUCAGGAGGAGUUACGUAGAGUUGUGGCGCGACUCGGAGCCUCGGGAGGCCGGCCCCACGACUGCCUCGCGGAUAUACACAACUAUAUCUGUAAUGUCAUACUCAUAUUGGCGGUAGGUCGACGUUUUGAUGCCGGAGAAGACAUUUUGGAGUACGUAAACAGCAUCGUGGAAGGCUUCAACUACAUCACCCACUUCAGACGCUCCUCCGUCCUGGACACGAUGCCGUGGACAGCCUGGAUUCCCUCCCAGACAGGCAGAACGUGCAGGGACAUCAAGACCAACAGGGACAAACUCAUUACAGCGAUCGAACAGAUGAAAGAGUGUCAGGGGGAGGCUAUGCCGGACUGUCUGUACACGAUGCUGCUGCGGGAACGCGACGAAGGGAGAAUAUCUAGGAACGCCGUAAAGGGCGUUCUGUUGGACGGGCUGGUGGCAGGUGUGCUGACAACCCGAGGGACGCUGUACACAAUGCUCCUAACGCUGGUUCAUAAUCCGGAUGUACAGAAGAAGAUCCAAGAGGAAAUAUCGCAAGUUAUCGGAAUAUCCCGCAUGGCGAGAUUGCAGGAUCGGAGCAACAUGCCGUAUACAAGGGCGGCCAUCUUGGAAUCUCUCCGCUUCACCCCCCCUGUGGCUCUUCCUCCAAUGAGGACCUGCAUCCGGGACACUCGCCUGCACGGAUACCAUAUUCCGAGGAAGACGAUGGUGUGGUACAACAUCUGGUUCGUUCAUCAUGACCCGUCCUUCUGGAACGAACCUUACACCUACAGACCGGAACGAUUCCUGGACGAGCAUGGCCACCUCGUGCCCCCAGAGGACCAGAGAAGACAGAGGCUGCUGACGUUUGGUAUCGGCAAGCGUCAGUGUGUGGGUGAAAUCCUGGCCCGGGUCCGCCUCUUUCUAGGCGUGGUCACCAUACUACAGAACUUCCAUCUGGAGGCUGACCCCGCUCAUCCUCUCCCAUCUCCUGACCCCAGAGACGUCGGCUUCACCGCCUUCUACAACACGCCCCAGUAUAAGAUCAGGUUCAUACCCCGCGAGGACACCACUAGCAGAACAUAACAGCGUCAUUCAUCUACAAAAAGAAUGGAAAAUAUGUGUAAAAAAGCCCCAAAUGAUAAU
Messenger RNA from Haliotis rufescens (red abalone), 1947 nucleotides. RefSeq names its product cytochrome P450 2B4-like. The transcript is spliced from 7 exons. Bases 388 to 1887 code for a protein of 499 amino acids. NCBI's taxonomy places the organism in Eukaryota, Metazoa, Mollusca, Gastropoda, Lepetellida, Haliotidae. Gene Ontology annotation, molecular function: monooxygenase activity; oxidoreductase activity, acting on paired donors, with incorporation or reduction of molecular oxygen; heme binding. The record is from RefSeq and is a predicted model, not a curated record.